Messenger RNA from Xiphophorus maculatus (southern platyfish), 1452 nucleotides. It is a transcript of the gene htatip2, whose product is annotated as HIV-1 Tat interactive protein 2. The coding region runs from base 246 to 1076 and encodes 276 amino acids. The transcript has 7 exons. Gene Ontology annotation, biological process: import into nucleus. The record is from RefSeq and is a predicted model, not a curated record. Lineage: Eukaryota; Metazoa; Chordata; Actinopteri; Cyprinodontiformes; Poeciliidae. Gene Ontology annotation, cellular component: cytoplasm.
AUGCGUCAUCUACAGUGCGUUAUCUUUGGUUGGUGAUUGCAGCAGCCCCAAAUCCAGUAAUUUUCGUCUUUCCUAUUUAUUUACGGUUUCAGAAAUACAUUUUUUAACCCGUGCAGUCCGAUGUAAGAGCUUUUGAGGAUUUUUAUUUUUCCCACUGCUCUUCAGGAAGCAGUGGGAGCAGGAAGACGGCGCUGCUUGUAAAUAUGAAGCAACCAGGAAGUGUCUGACCAUCUCUCGUUUCUGUUAUGAAACUCCUCUGCUCCACCCUGGGGAAAGCGACUUGGAUUUUAACCGUCACUGUUGCCAUCGUUGCAGCGGUGCUUUAUUAUUUCGACGACACUUCUCCAAGCAAAUAUAGCAGCAUGGCUGAGGACACGAAGACCCUGGAAGAGAAGUUCAGGGGUCAGAACAAGAGCUGUUUUAUCCUGGGAGCUUCGGGGGAAACUGGGAAAGUGUUGCUUCAAGAGCUGCUAGAGAGAAACAUUUUCUCCAAAAUAACCCUCAUUGGACGAAGACAGCUGAGCUUUGAAGAUAAAGCGUAUGAAAACCUGAUACAGGAAGUGGUUGAUUUUGAAAAACUCGAUGAUUAUGCUGCUGCUUUCAAGGGCCAUGAUGUGGGCUACUGCUGCCUGGGAACAACCAGAGCAAAAGCAGGGGCUGACGGAUUCGUCAGAGUUGAUCAUGACUACGUUCUGAAAUCUGCAGAGCUCGCCAAGGCUGGAGGCUGCUCACAGUUUCACCUGGAGUCCUCCAGAGGAGCCGAUAAAAAAAGUAGCUUCCUCUACCUCAAAGUCAAGGGCCAAGUUGAAGCUGAAAUUGAGGCUUUGGGUUUUGACAGAUUAGCCAUUUACAGACCAGGGGUUCUGUUAGUCGACAGACAGGAGAGUCGACCCGGAGAGUGGCUCGCCAGGAAGUUCUUCAGCGCCUUCUCUGCCGUUUGCUCCAACUCCAUGUCCAUCUCAAUCCAAGCGGUGGCGAAAGCGAUGGUGUCCAACACUCUGCUGCAGCCGGAGCAGCAGGCAGAGAUCCUGGAGAACAAGGACAUUGCCAGUCUUGGAAAAGUGAAUGGGAAAUAAAUGGGCAUGGAAGGUCAUUGUGGCUGCUGUACAUAUAUGACCACAUUCUGCAAGAGCCUCACCAAGAUAUUUUUGAAGUACUUGAAAACAGAUAUUCUUAUAUUUAUUCCUAAUUCCAUUUAAAGAAUGACUUGUGCAUAAAGUAAAGUUUAUCGUUUUGUGUUGUAUUGUGAUGUUUAAAUCAGGGGAAUAUGCCAAACUGUUUGGGCUUUUCAUUUGUGCUCUAACCACACUAAACCACCGCCUUAAACUGAUUAUGUUGACAUUUUAUGCACAGAAUGUCCAUACAUGUGCUGCAAACAUAUUCAGUAAAUGAUGCUACGUAUUUAAGUGUGUGUUUAAAAAUCAAUAAAAUAUUUUCACAUUUAUAAGCGUU